Manacus vitellinus (golden-collared manakin) is the source of this 991-nucleotide messenger RNA. RefSeq names its product ermin (gene ERMN). The transcript has 4 exons. Gene Ontology annotation, cellular component: internode region of axon; neuronal cell body; paranode region of axon. Gene Ontology annotation, biological process: actin filament organization; regulation of cell projection organization; morphogenesis of a branching structure. Gene Ontology annotation, molecular function: actin filament binding. The record is from RefSeq and is a predicted model, not a curated record. Lineage: Eukaryota; Metazoa; Chordata; Aves; Passeriformes; Pipridae. The coding region runs from base 20 to 775 and encodes 251 amino acids.
GCAGGACACGGCCCUCAGCAUGACAGAAGAGGUGCCCGCAGCAGCCACCAUGCCGGCGUGCAACGGGAGCGUUCCCCCGGGGGACGGCCCGCUCCAGGGCAUCGGCGGGAGCGACCAAACGCCAAAAUCUGCUGGGACGGUCCCGUGUGCAAACGUGGAAACCAGCUCUGAUGCUCCACCUGCAAAGGAAGCUCUGGAGGAAAACAGAAAUUCAUUGGCAGAGGACAUCGCUCCGGGGGAUUCUGCUGGAGAGAAGCCAUGCCGAGAAAAGCGAGAGGAGAAGGAUGGGAUGCUACAGCAGGGAGCAGCGGAUAUCCAGGACACAGGGACCGAUGGCCAGGGAUCAGGGGAAGGUAAUGCAAAACACUGUCUGAUGUGGGGUUUCCCUGACACGUAUGGGCUCCUGCCUGUCUCUUUGGCUUUGGCAGUGGUGGGACAAGGGGCUGAUCCCAGAGGGGACGUGGCCGAGGAGGAUGCGGAGGAUGCAGAGGAGGAGGACACCGAGGAGGACGAGGUUCAGGUGAUCGAAAUCAAGAAGGAGGACAGCGAGGCGUCCCGCCUGCAGCAGCGGGACAGCUGCAAGGAGCCGUCUGCCCCUGCCAGCCCUGGCUGCAACUCCCCGCUGGAGAAACCCGGGGAGCAGCCCAGCCUGGGCAAAAAGAAUGACAUCUCCAGACACAGCUAUUCCAGAUACAACACAAUCUCCUACCGGAGGAUCCGGAAAGGAAACACCAAACAGCGGAUCGAUGAGUUUGAAUCCAUGAUGCACUUAUGAACUGAGGGGGAAUUGCCCAGUGCACCAAGCCUUCCCUCCGGGUUUGGGUUUAUUUAGUUCCCCCAAGACAUGUCUCUUCACACAACGUGAGGUCACUGCUUUUCUCCUUUUUGUACGUGAUUUAUAAUACACUGUGAAAAUUUAACAUCUUGGCUUUGACAGGGGCAGAGGUGUCUAUAGUGCAGGAAAAUAAAUAAUCAGUUUGCUAAAUACAAA